Hydatigera taeniaeformis is the source of this 966-nucleotide messenger RNA. The record is from the annotation of a GenBank genome assembly. Lineage: Eukaryota; Metazoa; Platyhelminthes; Cestoda; Cyclophyllidea; Taeniidae.
AUGCAGAUGGAAAAUGAGUCGUCGAGGAGAGAGGAAGUUAAAUGCAUACCCACUUCUUCCGACACUUCCCCCAGAAAAGUAACGGAGGCAGAACAGCAUCUAACAAAUGAAAACCGCGGGAAAGCAUUGGACCUAUUUAAUCCUUGUGUGGUUGCCAAUGAUCGAAAUGUCAAAAUUGUGACCAAGGGUGCUCCCGUCCACCGAUCCCAGCCUAUUGACUCUGGUGGCGGUUUCUUUCUUGAUCCACCCUCCCUCUCACAAAAUCACAAAGUGGUGCAUUAUGAGAAGUCAGAGGAGGAUACCGACACGUCGGAUGACAUUGUUUGUGCGGGACAGCAGCGUCGAAGAAAACGUCGAAAAUUGCAAUCGAAGCAGUCGUUAGUUUCACCACCAUCGUCAGCUUCUGAAGCUGCACUGGUUGUUCCUCGCCCGCCAGAUGAAGAGAAGCCUGUCUGUGAUGAGUGCUUACGUGAAUUCGAUGAUUCCUACCUCUUGAGCAAUUUUGAUUGUCAGGUUUGCGAUGGGUGUAGGGAUCCUAAGGGGAUCCACACCUUAAUUACGCGUUCAACAGCUAAAGAGCGGUAUCUUCUAACUGAUGUUGAUUUGGACGUAAGAGAGCCACCACUCCGAAGAAUUUAUAAGAAGAACCCACGGAAUUCCUCGUGGGGUGAUAUGCAGUUGUUUCUUGAAGCUCAGGUUGCGGCUCGUUCACUGGAGAUUUGGAGCUCAGAAGAGAAAGUGGAGGCAGAGCGCACGAGUCGCGUCGUCAAACGUGAGAGGACCAAGUUGCGAGGAUUUCAAAAAAGAGUCAAAGAGCUUCGAAUCCAGGUGCGUAGCAGUCUGUACUCAAAGAAGUCGGUUCCACACGAACACACCUUUGGUCCCGAAGUGUAUGAUGAGAAGACAGACACCUAUUUAAAAUCCUGUACAUCUUGUGGCUGUACCAUGUCCUUUGAAAAGAUGUAA